Molecule: messenger RNA, 1548 nt
Organism: Sciurus carolinensis (gray squirrel)
Lineage: Eukaryota; Metazoa; Chordata; Mammalia; Rodentia; Sciuridae
Product: UDP-glucuronosyltransferase 3A2-like
Molecular function (GO): UDP-glycosyltransferase activity
Source: RefSeq, a predicted model, not a curated record
AUGGCUGGACGGCGAGCGCUGCUUCUAAUGCACUUGCUUCUUGGGGUCCUGCGCUCAGAGGCCGCCAAAAUCCUGACUAUAUUGUUCCUAGGUGGAAGCCAUUACCUCCUGAUGGACCUGGUUUCUCAGAUUCUUCAAGAUCAUGGUCAUAAUGUCACCAUGUUUCACCAGGAAGGAAAUUCUUUGAUGUCAGGUUUUAAAGAAGAGGAAAAAUCAUACCAAGUCAUCAAUUGGCUUCCACCCAAAGAUCAUCAAAAAGGAUUUAAUGGGUGUUUUGAUUCUUUUGUGGAAGAAGCUUUGGAUGGCAGAGGAAGUUUUAAAAGCUUAAAAUUAAUUGAACAACUGGGGUUUCAGUGCGAUCAUUUGUUAAGCAGAAAGGAUAUCAUGGAUUCCUUAAAGAAUGAGAAGUUUGUCAUGGUGGUAGUUGAACUCUUUGACUACUGUCCUUUCCUGAUUUCUGAGAAACUUGGGAAACCAUAUGUGUCCAUUCUUCCUUCCUCAUUUGGUACUUGGGACAUUGGGCUCCCACGCUCUGUGUCUUAUGUUCCAGUAUUCCGUUCUUUGCUGACUGUCCACAUGAACUUCUGGGACGGAGUGAAGAAUUUUCUGAUGUUCUUUGAUUUCUUCAUGAAGCAAUGGAAAAUAGAGUCUAUGUUCGACAACUCCAUCAAGAAGCGUUUCCCAGAAGGAUCUAGACCAGUUUUUACCCAUCUUCUACAGAAAGCAGAAGUGUGGUUUAUUAAUGCGGACUUUGCCUUUGAUUUUGCUCUGCCCCUGCUUCCCAACACAAUUUAUGUUGGAGGCUUACUGGACAAACCUACUAAGCCAAUUCCCCAGGACUUGGAGAACUUCAUUGCUAUGUUUGGUGCUGGUUUUGUCCUUGUGACCCUGGGCUCCAUGGUGAGCAAGUAUCAGACCCAGGAAGACCUUAAGGAGAUGAACUGGGUGUUUGCCCACCUCCCCCAGGGAGUGAUAUGGAAGUGUGAAUAUUCUCUUUGGCCCAAAGACAUCAAAUUGGCUUCAAAUGUGAAAAUUGUGGACUGGCUUCCUCAGAAUAACCUCCUGGCUCACCCUACCAUCUGUCUUUUUGUCACACAUGGCGGACUGAUCAGCAUAAUGGAGACCAUUCAGCAUGGAGUGCCCAUGGUAGGAAUUCCUCUCUUUGGAGACCAGCCUGAAAACAUGGUCCAGCUAGAGGCCAAAAAGUUUGGUGUCUCUCUUCCAUUAAAGAAGCUCAAGGCAGAGGCACUGGCUCCGAAGAUGAAGCAAGUCAUAGGAGACAAGAGGUACUGCAGUGCCAGGGUCGUCAGGUGCUCCCACCCGACCCCUGCUCAGCGGCUGGUCAGCUGGACUGACCACAUCCUCCAGACAGGGGGUGCAGUGCACCUCAAACCCUAUGCCCUCGGGCAGCCGUGGUUUGAGCAGUACCUGCUGGAUGUCAUCUCGUUCCUGCUGGGGCUCACUCUGGGCACCAUGUAGCUUUGUGGGAAGCUGCUGGGCACGGCAGCCAGGUGGCUGAGUAGGGCCAAGAAGCUGAAGAAGACAUGA